Messenger RNA from Eriocheir sinensis (Chinese mitten crab), 1021 nucleotides. RefSeq lists its product as uncharacterized. Bases 268 to 768 code for a protein of 166 amino acids. NCBI's taxonomy places the organism in Eukaryota, Metazoa, Arthropoda, Malacostraca, Decapoda, Varunidae. The record is from RefSeq and is a predicted model, not a curated record. The transcript is spliced from 2 exons.
GGGAUCCUCAAGAAAGGAAAGACGGCCAGCACCGCUCAUAAAUGUGUGCGCUUUAACUUCCAGAACCUGAACACUUUCGUCAAGGAUCGUGAGCUGUACUGUGCCUACGACUACUUCCAGUAUGGCUUCCCUCUCUCCAGCAUUCGUCCUGAGCUGGAAAGGCGAAAGGAAAGAACAGUGAAGCCACAGAAAGGGUCAGCAAAGGACGCGGUAAAGAAACACAACACACGACACCAGCAAACAGUUGGAGCAGCUCGCUGUGCACAAAUGAAUACCACUACUGAAGGGAAGUCUCCUAAAGGUAUCCUGAAGAAAGAAAAGAUGCCACGGUCCACCUGUCCAGGACAUGUGCGCUUCAACCUUGGUAACCUCCGCGCCCCCGUUAAGGAACGUGAGGUGUACCGUGGCCACGACACCUUCAGAUAUGCCGCGCCGCUCCAAGUCACUCAGCCUCCCAACUUUACCUCGAGGCCUUACCAGCAGCCCGUUAGAUCCGCCUCUAACUCGCUGCGUGGCGCACCUCGGCACCUCGCGAGGCCGGCACAGCGGAGCAACGACUCCUUCCAGCAAAACAGUGGCUGGUAUGCUGCACACAACUACACCAACAGCCGCCACUCACAGCACCGCCAGCACAACGCCAGCAGCCACGUCCCGCCCAGAUACGAAACAAGGCAUUUCUACGAGGGACAGACACAUCGGGGCACCAACUCCCGCAGCAGAAGUCGUGCCAAGAGAGGCGCAAAGCCGAGUGGUGGCGAGUUUCUGUGAGCACCGGGCGAGUACACAGCGUCGUGAUCAAAUCAUCAAACUCAAAUGUUCAGCGACGUACAGGUGACGUACAUUCCGGGUGCAUUUCUCAACACCCGCUGAACAGUAACUGUCGCUGACUGGUGAUAACAGAGACUGAGGAGUGCCAAGAAGCACUACAAUCACACUGAGAGGAACGGCUCGCCAGCUGACUAAAAUCACCAUGCAGAGGAACGCAUCCCAUGGAACGGUGCCACUUCUACGGUACAAAUUG